Messenger RNA from Trichomonas vaginalis G3, 540 nucleotides. RefSeq lists its product as uncharacterized. The transcript has a single exon. The record is from RefSeq and is a predicted model, not a curated record. Bases 1 to 540 code for a protein of 179 amino acids. NCBI's taxonomy places the organism in Eukaryota, Parabasalia, Trichomonadida, Trichomonadidae.
AUGGUUGUUAGCUAUCAUUCGAGCAUGAGCCAAAGUGAUUACUUCAGAACUGCUGUUCUACGUUCAAAAGGAAACGUAAUCUUUAUUUUAGACUAUAAAGAGCUUAAUGACUUAAGUAUUUUUAAUACUUACAUGGGAGCUCUCGGUCAGAAUCACAGACAAAUGGUUAUUGGAGUCAGAAAUUCUUCUACAAAUUAUUUUAAUGCUUUUGAACAGAAAAUCUUCCAUAUUUUCAAGACAGAUGACAACUUCUUAAUAUCUCGACUCGUUACAAAGGAAGCUGCUUACAAAAUAUUUGCAAAUUCUCAUAUUGACGAUGAAUUCUUUACUGUUGAAGCAAAUAGACUUGGCAAGCUCGAGCAUUGCAAAAUACAUCAAGUAUUCAUACAAAAUAUUACUCAACCAGAACCUCCAAAAUUUAUUUGGUAUACGAAGCUGAUACAUCUUCUCCAGAUCGGAUUUUUCUACAAGAUAAACAUAUGGACCUAUAAGAGAAUGUAUUCAGCCUUCCAAACUAAAUUCGAACCCGAAGAAUUAUAA